CAUGACGAUUCCUUGUUUGACUAUGACGCCGGCCUUGAUGCGGCAUGGCAACAGCCUCAAAUGAACAUCACUGUAAGGUCUAAUAACGAGGACCCAACGCCUAUUCUAGGGGUGGACGAUAAGGUCCAAGUUAGCAAGCACCGGCGAUUUGUUGCGAAACUAGAUGAGAGCAGAUUGCUCUCGCAAUCCGGGAUACCAAAGCUACGCCGCACGUCCAGGCAGAGGCUGAGACUGAAGGGCAAAGGGCACGAGUUUUCUGACGUCGCCCGGCUUUUGAACUUCUACCAAUUAUGGCUUGACGAUUUAUAUCCUCGUGCCAAAUUCGCUGAUGGUCUGGCCAUGAUCGAAAAACUUGGACACUCUAAGCGCUUGCAGACGAUGAGAAGGGAGUGGAUUGAUGAAGAGAAGCCGAAAGCGCUGACGGCUGAUAUA
This is a messenger RNA of Aspergillus brunneoviolaceus CBS 621.78, 432 nucleotides long. RefSeq names its product Chromosome segregation in meiosis protein 3. The annotation marks the transcript as partial. Gene Ontology annotation, biological process: DNA replication checkpoint signaling; DNA damage response; replication fork arrest. Lineage: Eukaryota; Fungi; Ascomycota; Eurotiomycetes; Eurotiales; Aspergillaceae. The transcript is spliced from 3 exons. Gene Ontology annotation, cellular component: nucleus; replication fork protection complex. Gene Ontology annotation, molecular function: DNA binding. The record is from RefSeq and is a predicted model, not a curated record.